Epinephelus moara (kelp grouper) is the source of this 4929-nucleotide messenger RNA. RefSeq lists its product as uncharacterized. Gene Ontology annotation, molecular function: G protein-coupled receptor activity; calcium ion binding. Gene Ontology annotation, biological process: cell surface receptor signaling pathway; adenylate cyclase-activating G protein-coupled receptor signaling pathway. The record is from RefSeq and is a predicted model, not a curated record. Bases 1 to 4929 code for a protein of 1642 amino acids. Lineage: Eukaryota; Metazoa; Chordata; Actinopteri; Perciformes; Serranidae. The transcript is spliced from 40 exons. Gene Ontology annotation, cellular component: membrane.
AUGGAUGGCUCACUAAAUCGGCCUACCGGACGGUGUAAUACUUAUUCUAUUUCACUCAGCGUGGCCCUCUGUCCUGGAGGAUUCUACAUUCACAAACCAGCAAGUCACCCAUACCCCUAUUUGGUUUAUGCAACCUAUCAUCAUACGUGUGAACCAGACUCCUGUGGACCACUUGCUGAAUGCUCGAGUACUGGAGGCUGCACAUGUGUCUCUGGGUAUGAAAUCCCCCCAGAUCACCUACCCACUCCAGAUUCAUAUGGUUGUGUUGACAUCGAUGAGUGCCAGAAAAAUGCAGAAAUUUGUGGUCCUGACUCCAAAUGUAACAACACCAUUGGAUCACACUUCUGUACCUGUCUGGAUGGAUUCAAUGCAACAGAUCCAGCAUUACCACCUGGAGGCUCCAACCCAUGCAUAGAUAUUGACGAGUGUCUUGAAAAUGUCUGUGGAGAUGAUGGGACUUGUCACAACAAUCCAGGAAGUUAUAAGUGUGAAUGCCAUGACGGCUACCACGUUGUGCCUGAAGCAACUCCUGUUUGCCAAGAUAUCGACGAGUGUUUCAACUCCACCGUCUGUGGGCCUGACUCUGACUGCACCAACACACCUGGAGCACACACCUGUGCAUGUCAACUGGGGUACGCGCCAACUCUACCAGACCAGGAGCCCAGCGAAGAAAACAUCUGUAUUGAUGUUGAUGAGUGUGUCGAAAAUGCCGCCAUCUGUGGUCCUGAUGCUAACUGCACAAACUCAAUCGGCUCUUACAUCUGCACCUGCUUCCCUGGUUAUCGGCUGAACAACCCAAACGUGAUAGCCAGCGUUGCUAACCCAUGCACAGAUAUAGACGAGUGCAGUGAGACACCUGGUAUAUGUGGUCUUCAGGACAUUUUAGACGAGAUUCAACCCCCAGAGACAGUGACCAACAGCUUCUCAGCAUCUAUGGAAGUGUCAGGCGUUGGACCGCGUGUCAGGUCAAGCAAGGUGAGUAGUGAAGGAGACGGGGAGGUAGGCAGUGUGAUCCUGGGCAUCUCAGACCGUUUAGCAUCUGCAAUAGUAGAGCCAGGUCGGAACAACACCAAGAGAACUGUCAAGAGUCCAACAGUGGAUCUAAGUCUCGAAACUAUCGGACCUGGAAGUGACAGUGCAGAGAGCUCUUCUCUGUCAGCCAAUGGAAACACCAUGGAGAUCAACCUGAACAGUUUGGCCAAAAAUAACAAUGGUUCUGCAGCAGCUGUCUUCUUGACACUAACUGGGAUGGAGAGUCUUCUUAGUCAUCAAUACUUUGAAACAGAAAACCAGACAGAGAUGUACUCAGAUGUUAUCACUGCAGUCUUGCCCUCGAUGAACCAUACCAACCUCACCGAGCCCGUCAACUUUACCAUCCAUCACAAGAAGACGGUACCUGAGUCUGGUUUGGUGACCUGUGUGUAUUGGGAGGACAAAACAGAGGAGGCAGGAAUUGGAGAAGAAAGUGAAACAGGAACAGAAAAGAAGAGGACAAUGCGCUGGUCGGUGGAGGGCUGUUGGGUUGCAUACACCAAUGAAAACUACACAGUGUGCAGCUGCUCCCAUCUAUCCACAUUCGCCCUCAUCAUGCAGAUUGGAGAGCCUCCACCAGAGGAUCCCUUCCUGGAGUGGCUAAACCGAAUGUGUGUGAUUGUGGGACUAUUCUUCUUUGGUUUGGCCAUCUUCACCUUCCUCCUGUGUAGCUGGAACCCCAAGAUCAACAACACAGCCCGUCUUCACCUCUGCCUCAACCUCUUCUUCUCCCAUCUGCUGCUGCUGUGGAACGACGAAUAUGUUGAACAAGAGCUAGCCUGCACCGUCAUGGCGGGGCUUCUCCACUUCUUAGUUAUAGCAGGCUUUGUGUGGAUGCUGCUGGAGGCGUUUCAGCUCCACCUGUUGGUCCGGAGGCUCACUAAGGUGCAGGUCAUCCAGAGAGAUGGCCUCCCCAGGCUAGUUCUCUACCUGAUUGGCUAUGGUGUUCCAUUUGUGAUUGUGGGUGUUUCUGCACUGGUAUAUUCUGAUGGAUAUGGUGCUACUGAGGCAGAGGUGUUGAUUUUGUUCAAGAUAGUGGCCCAGUUUGUCAUAUUGGGCUGCACCUGGAUCCUGGGCCUGUACCAGUCAAACCUUUUCUUCCAGGUCCUCUUUAUAAUUCUUAAUUCCCAGCAGGGCACCUUCCUCUUCAUCGUCCACUGUCUGCUCAACAAGGAGGUGUGUGCUCCGGGUUUCCUCAUCAUCCCUGAAGGGACUGCAUAUGGUUAUGUGUAUGGCUGUACUAGCACAAGUAUUUCAGUGAGUGUGGCUCUGUGUCCUGGAGGAUUCUACGUGUAUGAACCAUCAGGACAUCCAUAUUCUACUACGGGUUACGUGACCUAUCAUUAUAAGUGUGAACCAGACUCCUGUGGACCACUCGCUGAGUGCUCAAGUGAGGGAGGUUGCACCUGUGUUUCUGGGUAUGAAAUCCCUCCAACACACCUACCCACUCCAGAUUCAUAUGGUUGUGUUGACAUUGAUGAGUGCCAGAGGAAUUCAAAACUUUGCGGCACUAACAGCAAAUGUAACAACACCAUUGGAGCACACUUUUGUACCUGUCUGGAUGGAUUCAACGCAACAGAUCCAGCAUUACCACCUGGAGGCUCCAACCCAUGCAUAGAUAUUGAUGAAUGUCUUGACGAUGUCUGUGGGGAUGAUGGGACCUGUCACAACAACCCAGGAAGUUUUGUAUGUGAAUGCCAUGAUGGCUACCACCUUGUGCCUGAAGCAACCCCAGUUGGUCAAGAUAUCGAUGAGUGUUUCAACUCAACUGUCUGUGGCCCUGACUCUAUUUGCACCAACACGCCUGGAGCUCAUACCUGUGAAUGUCAACUGGGGUUCACACCAACUCAACCAGAUGCAGAUGUCAGUGAGUCCAACAUCUGUAUUGAUGUUGAUGAGUGUGUCGAAGAUGCUACUGUCUGUGGACCAAAUUCCAAUUGCACAAAUUCAAUUGGAUCUUACAUCUGCACCUGCUUCCCCGGCUUUCGGCUGGACAACCCAGAUGUAAUAGCCAGCAUUUCUAACCCAUGCACAGAUAUAGAUGAGUGCAGCGAGACACCUGAUAUAUGUGGUGAACUAACAGUGUGUACUAAUGUACCGGGGACCUUCUAUUGUUCUUGUCCUGAUGGAUUCUACCCUUCAACUGGAAUCCUGUGGGAGAUGGGGGUUUCAUUUUGUCAAAGUCUUUCAGAUAUCCUAGAUGCAAUUGAGCCUCCAAAGGGUCAGACAAAAGAAAGAGCUUUCCUUGGCAAUAUGGAUCAACAGCUCAAGAACAACACAGGUGUCACCUUACCAGAUGCGACAGUGGCAAACAGCCUUUCUGCAUCCAUGGAAGUGUCAGGCGUUGGACCACGUGUCAGGUUGAGCAGGGUGAGUAGUGAAGGAGACGGGGAGACCGGCAGUGUGAUCCUGGGAAUCACAGACCUUCUAGUUUCUACAAUAGUGCCACGAACUCAGAACAAAACCAGCAAAGCGAUGCAAACUCCAACAGUGGAUUUGAGCCUCGAAGUCAUUGGCCCAGGGAGUCAUGAUGACAACAAUGCCCCUCUUUCUGCCAAAGGACAGACCAUGGAGAUCAACUUGCAGGCUCUUGCCAGCGCCAACAAUGGUUCUGCUGCAGCUGCCUUCAUGACACUGAGUGGGAUGGAGACUCUUCUUAGUCAUCAAUACUUUAAAACGGAGAACAAGACAGAGAUGUACUCGGAUGUUUUUACCGCAAUCUUACCGUCCAUAAACACCACCAACCUCACUGAGCCCGUCAACUUUACCAUCCAACAUAAGAAGAAAGUACCUGAAUCUGGAAUUGUGACUUGUGUGUUCUGGGAGGACAAAAGCAAGAACGAAGAAGAGGGACAAGAGGACGAUGGCGAAAAAGAGGAAGAGACGAUGGGUUGGUCAGUGGAGGGCUGCUGGGUUGCAUACUCUGAUGAAAACUACACAGUGUGCAGCUGCUCCCACCUUUCUACCUUUGCCCUCAUCAUGCAGAUUGGGGAGCCUCCACCAGAGGAUCCCUUCCUGGAGUGGCUAAACCGAAUGUGUGUGAUUGUUGGACUAUUCUUCUUUGGUUUGGCCAUCUUCACCUUCCUCCUGUGUAGCUGGAACCCCAAGAUCAACAACACAGCCCGUCUUCACCUUUGCCUCAACCUCUUCUUCUCCCAUCUGCUGCUGCUGUGGAACGACAAAUAUGUUGAACAAGAGCUAGCCUGCACCGUCAUGGCGGGGCUUCUUCACUUCUUAGUUAUAGCAGGUUUUGUGUGGAUGCUGCUGGAGGCACUACAGCUCCACCUGUUGGUCCGGAGGCUCACUAAGGUGCAGGUCAUCCAGAGAGAUGGCCUCCCCAGGCUAGUUCUCUACCUGAUUGGCUACGGCGUUCCAUUUGUGAUUGUGGGUGUUUCUGCACUGGUAUAUUCUGAUGGAUAUGGUGCUACUGAGGCAGAGGUGUGCUGGCUCUCAAGACAGAGCCAUUUCAACUGGGCUUUAACAGGCCCUGUGAUUGCUAUCCUUGCUCUGAAUUGGAUAUUGUUCUGUGCUACUCUAUGGAGUCUGAGACCCACCCUGGCCAACAUGAAAAGUGAUGUUUCUCAAUCCAAAGACACCAGGUUGAUCUUGUUCAAGAUUGUGGCCCAGUUUGUCAUACUGGGCUGUACCUGGAUUCUGGGCCUGUACCAGACAAACCUUUUCUUUCAGGUCCUCUUCAUUCUCCUCAACUCCCAACAGGGCACCUUCCUCUUCAUCGUCCACUGUCUGCUCAACAAGGAGGUGCGAGAGGAGUACAUAAGAUGGCUGACGUGCUCUUGUGGAAAGGACAGAUCUGUGAAAGAUGCACCUUCAAUCUCUGAGGAUUUGGACAAACCCGAGGGACAGACAGAUGAGGAAAACAAGGCUAAAUCCAGAUGA